CCGUGCCCGGAGCCCCGCCCCCUGAGCUGAGGUGCGGUCGCUGCGCGCGUGGCGGCGGCGCCUUCCCCUGCCCGGGCGGGGCCGCCUCGGCGCGCGCGUGCGCCGGCCGCGGCGGGAGUGACGGGGCUUGUUGUGGAGCGGCGCGGGGAGCACGUGAAGAGCGCGACGUCAUCAUAAACACUCGUAGGCAACAUGGCGGCGCCUCCGAGCGGGAAGGUUGUGUAUGAGCAAGAAGGAGUUUUCAUUCAUUCAUCCUGCGGAAAAAAUGAUGACCAAGACAACUUAAUAUCAGGAAUACUACGAGUCAUAGAAAAGGAAAAUGAAGUAAUAGUAGACUGGAGACCACUGGAUGAUACUUUGGAUACUUCUAAUAUCCUGUGUGCUGGAAAGGAUUCCAGUUCUGUUGUUGAGUGGACUCAAACUCCUAAAGAAAAAUGUUCCCGAGGAGCAGACCGUCCAAGUAGUUAUGAAGCAGAAUGGGACAUGGUCACCACGGUCUCUUUUAAAAAGAAACCUCAUUCAAAUGGAGAUGCUGCAGCUCAUGCAAAUGGAGAAAGCAAGUGGUCAUUCCUGUUCAGUUUGACGGAUCUGAAAUCAAUCAAACAAAACAAGGAAGGCAUGGGAUGGUCUUAUUUGGUGUUCUGUCUGAAGGAUGAUGUGAAACUACCAGCUCUUCACUUUCAUCAUGGGGAUAGCAAGCUAUUGAUUGAAUGCCUUCAAAAGCAUGUUGUGCUGAAUGAAUCUCCCCAGGAUAAACGGAUUCUUCUUGUGAAUUCUCAGAACAAGUCUCUUUCUCAGUCUUUUGAAAAUCUCUUUGAUGAACCAUCAUAUGGCUUACUACAAAAAUUGAAGAAAGAUCCAUACACAGUAACAAUGGGAAGAUUUUCCAAAGUCACAAACUAUAUUUUUGACAGUUUCCGUUCAAGUGACCCUUCAACUCAGAGGCGACCACCAUCAGAAAUGGCAGACUUUCUCAAUGACGCUAUUCCAGGGCUGAAAAUAAAUCAGCAGGAAGAACCAGGAUUUGAAGUCAUUACACGAAUCGAUCUAGGAAAACAGCCUGAAGUUAGUAGAAGAGAGCCUGUGUCGGCAGAAGAAUGGGCUAAGAAUAUGGAUGCUGAAGGAAGAAUUUUAAAUGUCGCCUACAUAAAGCAAUCUAUAUUUAAAGGGGGUCUCUGCCAUACUUUAAGAAAAGAGGCGUGGAAAUUUCUUUUGGGGUAUUUUCCUUGGAAUAGCACUAAAGAAGAGAGAGCAAACCUGCAAAAAAGGAAAACGGAUGAAUAUUUCAGGAUGAAACUGCAGUGGAAAUCUGUCAGUGAGGAACAGGAAAAACGAAAUUCAAGAUUGAGAGAUUACCGGAGUCUUAUAGAAAAAGAUGUAAACAGAACAGAUCGAACAAAUAAAUUCUAUGAAGGUGAAGAUAAUCCAGGAUUGAUUUUACUUCAUGAUAUUUUGAUGACCUAUUGCAUGUAUGACUUUGACUUAGGUUAUGUUCAGGGGAUGAGCGACUUGCUAUCACCUGUCUUGUAUGUUAUGGAGAAUGAAGUAGAUGCCUUUUGGUGCUUUGUAUCAUACAUGGAUCAAAUGCAUCAGAAUUUUGAAGAACAGAUGCAAGGGAUGAAGACACAACUAAUUCAGCUGAGUACUUUGCUUCGUUUACUAGACAGUGGAUUUUGCAGUUAUUUAGAAUCUCAAGACUCAGGCUACCUAUAUUUUUGCUUCCGAUGGCUUCUUAUCAGAUUUAAAAGGGAAUUUAGCUUUCAAGAUAUUCUUCGACUCUGGGAGGUCAUGUGGACGGAACUGCCUUGCCAGAAUUUUCAUCUUCUCCUUUGUUGUGCUAUCUUAGAAUCUGAAAAACAGCAAAUAAUGGAUAAGCACUACGGCUUUAAUGAAAUAUUAAAGCAUAUCAAUGAACUGUCUAUGAAAAUUGAUGUGGAAUAUAUACUCUGCAAGGCAGAAGCAAUUUCUAUGCAGAUGAUGAAUUGCAAGGAAUUGCCUCAAGCAGUUAGUGAGAUCCUGGGGAUGGAAAGCAGUUCUGUAACACCCGAUUCAGAUAAUGGAGAAGAUGAAAGUGGAGCCAUGUUGAAUUGUCCGACAUCAUUAUAUCAGAGUAUCUCAACACCUGUAAUUGCUGCCAACAGUACGAGAGACAGCACUCAACAGAUGUCUGAGACACAGAGCCUGACACCUGCGUAAUCACAGUUGGUCGCCUUGAAGAAAGACUUUUACUGAGCACGUUUUUUUUGAAGCACUUGAGAGAUGGAUAUUUAAAUUUGGUGUUGAUUAAGCUUUAAGGUUGGAAAGAAAAUCUGUACUGUAAUGCUCUCUCAUUAAAGCUUUACAACAUGACUCAACUUAACUAUUUUUGUAGUUUCUUCUACCAAAAUAGCCUUUUGUUUUCAAUAACAUUCCUUAAUAUUUUUGUAGCCAAGUGCAUUUUUCUUUUUGCUGGUGAACUGGAAAUGGAGGGUGAUUAAGCAUGAAUUUGGAAAUUCUGCAUUUGCUGAGCUUUCACACAUACUGAUCUCAGGCAGUGUGAGCUCUGUGAUUGGAGCAGAUUCACAAUAGGAGCUGAAACUGCUGUACAAAAUUUUCAAGCUGAAGAGAUGCUCGUGUUAAAGAAGGAUCGUUUUGUAAAUGAAUGGGGUUUCCCUAUCUCAAAUGUUUACAAAAAUACUUCUAAGUAUUUGUUGCUGGUUGAAUGUAGAUUUGAAAUGGACAUUUAUACUUACAGAGUUUAAUGUCCAAAAACUGAAUUUUGUGUAAUUGGGAGUGGAUGAACGGUAUAUUUUUACAUUAACAUAUCUUCACUUUAUAUAUGCAUAUAUAUAUUUACACACAUACACACACUAUAUACAUAAAUGUUUGUGAAUACUAAAAAGGAUAGUCAUAUUUUCAAUAUCUGAAUAAACUUGACUGUUCAUUCAUAUGAAUCAGUUUGACCAAAUUAAUGCAAAGCUCCAACUUGGGCUCUUUUUCAGAACUUUUCUAACUGAAGAUAACUUUCAUGUGAAUACAUUCAGUCCUACACUUGAGAUAAUUUUGCAAUUGAUUUCUUUCAAACUUUACUAAUGUUUAUCUUUGCUAAUAUAUUAACUGAUCAGUUAACUACUUACACUGUUUUUAUGGCAAGAUUAUUUGGAGAAUUAAUAAGCAGAUUACUGAAAAACAGACAAACCACAAACCAAACCUGUAAUUGCAAUUAACAUGAAUGCAUUUUUUUUGUACAUGCAAAAGGCAGUGUGAGUUUAUUCCAUGCCAUGCUGAUGUCCUUUGACGUUAUGUGAAAUUUAACAUAACUGAUGCAGUGUAUUUGAUAUUUGGUAACUAUUGUACAUAUAUAAAAUAAAAAUCAAAGCUGAUUUAGUGUUUUUAAUUAAAUCCUAUUUAGAGAAAAAAUCUAGUUGUCUGAUUGUUGAUAAAAGAACAUGAGAUAGAGGGGAUAGCUAACAAUGAUUAGUCCAUUGGUAUAUAUAUUUCGUGAGUAAUGAAGAGCAGUGGGAACAUCUGUUUAUUGCAGAGUGGAAUAUGCCUUUCAUCUUUAGGCAGCUGAUGCGUGGGAUAUGGUGGAGCUCUUCUUCUGGAGCAGUUUUACUUCUACAAAUGUUAUUUGUGCCAUCUAAAGCAAAUACAAGUAAUACAAAAAGGCUUUAAUAGAUAAAUCAAGUUGUUACAAUAAUUUGAGACCCGAUUAAACUUCUCUCACCAGUUGUGAACAAACACUGGAGAGCCAAAUCAGUAUAGAUGUUGUUUUUAAUAUCGUCAAUGUGCUAUCUCUCAUCAGUUAAUAAGAAAUGUGUGAUGUGGUG
This is a messenger RNA of Strigops habroptila (Kakapo), 3809 nucleotides long. It is a transcript of the gene TBC1D15, whose product is annotated as TBC1 domain family member 15. The transcript has 17 exons. Gene Ontology annotation, molecular function: GTPase activator activity. The record is from RefSeq and is a predicted model, not a curated record. Bases 193 to 2196 code for a protein of 667 amino acids. Lineage: Eukaryota; Metazoa; Chordata; Aves; Psittaciformes; Psittacidae. Gene Ontology annotation, biological process: activation of GTPase activity.